Ahaetulla prasina is the source of this 1668-nucleotide messenger RNA. RefSeq names its product potassium voltage-gated channel subfamily A member 5-like. Gene Ontology annotation, cellular component: voltage-gated potassium channel complex; membrane. Gene Ontology annotation, biological process: potassium ion transmembrane transport; protein homooligomerization. Lineage: Eukaryota; Metazoa; Chordata; Lepidosauria; Squamata; Colubridae. Gene Ontology annotation, molecular function: protein binding; delayed rectifier potassium channel activity. The record is from RefSeq and is a predicted model, not a curated record. The transcript has a single exon. The coding region runs from base 196 to 1668 and encodes 490 amino acids.
GGCUUGCGCUCGGGCGCCCCAAGGGAAGGAAAGGCGUCGGGGUUGGCAGCCGGACCCCCGUCGCCGCCAAAGGCUGCCCAAAGACCCCCGGCCCCGCAGAAAGCAAACGAGGCUGAGCCAGGGCGGACGAGCCGGAGAGCUCCGGCCUCCCUCCCUCCCUCCGGCCGUCCCGGCUCGGCUCGGCUCGGCCUGGCCAUGGCAGCCGCCGAGAUGGAGAGCGCGGGGGAAGGGGAGCUGGCCGAGCGCGUCCUGCUGAACGUGUCGGGCCUGCGCUUCGAGACGCGGCUGGGCACCCUGGACCAGUUCCCGGAGACGCUACUGGGCGACCCGGCCAAACGGCUGCGUUACUUCGAUCCGCUGCGCAACGAAUAUUUCUUCGACCGGCACCGACCCAGCUUCGACGGCAUCCUCUAUUUCUAUCAGUCGGGGGGCAAACUCCGGCGGCCGGUUAACGUCUCCCUGGAGGUCUUCGCCGACGAGGUGCGCUUCUACCAGCUGGGCGAGGCGGCCUUGGAGCGGUUCCGGGAGGAGGAAGGCUUCCUGAGGGAGGAAGAGAAACCGCUGCCCACCCACGAGUUCCAGCGUCAGGUGUGGCUGAUCUUUGAGUACCCCGAGAGCUCCGGGUCGGCCCGGGGCAUCGCCAUCGUCUCCGUCUUGGUUAUCCUCAUCUCCAUUGUCACCUUCUGCUUGGAGACCUUGCCCGAGUUCCAAGAGGAACCGGCGGAGAUCCGGGAUCCUACGGGACAAACGCCGCGUCCGGGCAUCUUGGCUGACCCUUUCUUCGUCAUUGAGACCACGUGUGUCAUCUGGUUCACCUUCGAGCUCCUGGUGCGGUUCUUCGCCUGUCCCAGCAAGCCCGAAUUCUCCAAGAAUAUCAUGAACAUCAUCGACGUCGUAGCCAUCAUCCCUUACUUCAUCACUCUGGGCACCGAGCUUGCUCAUGAGCAGCACAAGGGGGAACCACAACCGCCACAACAGCAGCAGCAGCAGCAGCAGCAGCAACAACAGGGGAACAGCGGAGGCCAGCAGCAAGCCAUGUCCUUGGCCAUCCUGAGGGUCAUCCGCCUGGUAAGGGUCUUCAGGAUCUUCAAACUGUCCAGGCACUCCAAGGGGUUGCAGAUAUUGGGACAGACCUUGAAAGCUAGCAUGAGGGAGCUGGGCCUCCUCAUCUUCUUCCUCUUCAUCGGCGUCAUCCUCUUCUCCAGCGCCGUCUAUUUUGCCGAGGCAGAUGACCCCGAGUCCUAUUUCUCCAGCAUCCCGGAUGCCUUCUGGUGGGCUGUGGUUACCAUGACUACAGUGGGCUACGGUGAUAUGAGCCCCAUCACCGUCGGUGGGAAGAUCGUGGGCUCCUUGUGUGCCAUCGCUGGCGUGCUCACCAUCGCCCUACCCGUACCGGUCAUCGUGUCCAACUUCAACUACUUCUACCAUCGAGAGACGGACCAAAGCCUUCUCCAAGAUGAUCCGGGAAGCGUUCACGGCAGCUCGGAGGAAGAGGUGAAGAGUAAAAACUCCUCUUGCAAAUCCGUGGUGAACUUGGAGCACCUCGACGAGACGCACAAUGGGACCAGGUCUGUGGAAAAAACCAACAUCAAAGCCAAUAGCACCAUAGACCUUAGAAAGUCUCUCUAUGCCCUUUGCAUGGAUUCUACCAGGGAAACCGAUUUGUGA